Messenger RNA from Daucus carota subsp. sativus, 730 nucleotides. RefSeq lists its product as uncharacterized. The record is from RefSeq and is a predicted model, not a curated record. Lineage: Eukaryota; Viridiplantae; Streptophyta; Magnoliopsida; Apiales; Apiaceae. Bases 83 to 523 code for a protein of 146 amino acids. The transcript has 2 exons.
CAAACCAAACACUCCGCACUUAAUCAAACACCUCAAAACACACACACACACACUAAUACACAGAAGACAGAGAGGCAGAGUGAUGGCGAGUUCAGUUUCAAGCCCAGCAGCAUUAGCAUACGUGGUUGUUUACGUGAAAGAUGUAGCCAAGUCCGUCUCAUUUUAUUCCAAGGCUUUCGGCUACCCUGUCCGCCGCUUGGAUGAAUCUCACAGAUGGGCAGAGCUGGAGACGGGGCAAACGACGAUAGCGUUUACGCCAAUUCACCAGCACGAGACGGAUGAGGUGACGGGGGAGGUGCACACGUGGCAGUUCCGGAGGGAGAGAGAUCCGGUGGAGGUGUGCUUUGCGUACGAGGAUGUGGAUGCGGCAUAUUAUAACGCAGUGAAGCAUGGAGCUGUGGGAGUGAGGGAGCCGGAGGAGAAAGAGUGGGGGCAAAAAGUUGGUUAUGUGAGAGAUAUUGAUGGGAUUGUGGUGAGGCUGGGGAGCUUUGUUUCUCUGCCUCAAAAACCUCAUUCCUCUUGAAAUUAUGUCACAUAUGUUCAUGUGUGUUUUAUGGCAUUUCUUGUAAUAUGUUGUCUCUGCUAGCUGAUGAUUCCGAUUGGAAUAGAUAAUUUCGUCCCGUUUUGCAUAAGUUGCUCGGUUUAAAAUAAGGAUGAACUUGACAUUUUGAUAACCGUUGUAAUGAGAAUGAUAUGAAUGAGGAUAAUUAAUCCGGGACAUUUUGCGUGA